Apodemus sylvaticus (European woodmouse) is the source of this 930-nucleotide messenger RNA. RefSeq names its product olfactory receptor 4C46-like. The transcript has a single exon. Bases 1 to 930 code for a protein of 309 amino acids. Gene Ontology annotation, biological process: G protein-coupled receptor signaling pathway. Gene Ontology annotation, molecular function: olfactory receptor activity; G protein-coupled receptor activity. Lineage: Eukaryota; Metazoa; Chordata; Mammalia; Rodentia; Muridae. Gene Ontology annotation, cellular component: membrane. The record is from RefSeq and is a predicted model, not a curated record.
AUGGAAACUAGGAACAACGUGACCGAGUUUGUUCUCCUGGGGCUCACACAGAAUCCACACAUGCAGAAAAUUAUAUUUGUUGUGUUUUUGGUUAUCUAUGUCUUCUCUGUGGCAGGAAAUUUGCUCAUUCUGAUCACCAUUACAAACAGCCCACUGUUGGGGUUCCCUAUGUACUACUUCCUGGCCUAUCUCUCCUUUAUUGAUGCCUGCUACUCCUCUGUCAAUACACCUAAACUGAUUGCUGAUUCACUCCAUAAGAGAAAAACUAUUAAAUUCAAUGGAUGCAUGACCCAAGUUUUUGCAGAACAUUUCUUUGGAGGAGCUGAAGUCAUCUUGCUCACUGUGAUGGCUUAUGACCGCUAUGUAGCCAUCUGUAAACCUCUACACUAUGCAACCAUCAUGAACAGACGACUCUGUAAUAUCCUUGUGGGUGUGUCAUGGCUUGGAGGUUUUCUUCAUGGAGGUAUACAGAUUCUUUUCAUUAUUGAAUUACCUUUCUGUGGCCCUAAUGUCAUAGACCACUUUAUGUGUGAUCUGAACCCUUUGCUUAAUCUAGCCUGUAUUGACACCCACAUUCUGGGACUUUUUGUUGCUGCCAACAGUGGCUUCAUAUGCCUGUUAAAUUUCCUCCUACUGCUUGUCUCUUACCUGGUCAUCCUUCAGUCCCUAAGGACCCACAGUGCAGAAGGAAGGCGCAAAGCCCUCUCUACCUGUGUUUCUCACAUUACAGUGGUGGUUUUAUUUUUUGUGCCAUGCAUAUUUGUAUACAUGAGACCUGUAGCUACGUUACCAAUUGAUAAAGCAGUAGCUAUAUUUUAUACUAUGAUAACUCCCAUGCUGAAUCCAUUAAUCUACACCUUAAGAAAUGCUCAGAUGAAAAAUGCCAUUUGGAAAUUGUUCAGUAUAAAAAUUCAGUCAGAUGACAAAUAA